AUGGAGGAGGGGAAGGCGGCGCCGCACGGGGUGCUGCUGGCGGUGGUGCUGGGUCUGGUGGCGGUAGGAUCCUCCAUUAUCAAGAAAGGCAGCUUCUUCGAAUCCAUCCCGGAGAUCAUCGGACCCGGAGUACUGCUGAUUCUCCCGAUCUUUCUCAUCGUCCUCAUCCGCGUGCUCUCCUCGGAAAGGAUCAACUGCCUGGCCGAUUUACUCUCGUCCACCUCCCCGGAUUCAAUACACCGCGCCGGUGGCUCCCCCGUCGGCGUCGGUCUCCUCCUGGUUCUGAUCCUCCUCCUCCUCUACUUCCGGUUCGCCCCAUCCCACCGCUGCCGCGUCGAUUGCGACGACGACUGA
Molecule: messenger RNA, 354 nt
Organism: Spirodela intermedia
Lineage: Eukaryota; Viridiplantae; Streptophyta; Magnoliopsida; Alismatales; Araceae
Source: the annotation of a GenBank genome assembly